UGGUUUGCGAAUUCGCGAGAAAACUCAAGGAAAUCUUUGUUAGUCGGUCCGCUUCUUUUUGUAGAUGAAAUAUUAAACUUGUCGCAUUUUACGAACUCAAACGUGUUUAUUGUGUUUUUGUAAAUGGACUAUAAAAUCGAGUUUUGUUUUCGAUAUAACUUUGGCUGCGAAUAAACACAAAUUGUUUAAUUUACAAUGUGAAAUCUACGGACUGACGAGUAAUAAUGACAUCAAACAUUUAACACUACCAUCGAUACCAAAAGACGCAUCAUGUCUUCAGUCGGGCAGCUAGUACCACCUGUGACACGGGGUCCUCCCAACAUGACAUACAAAUUCAAUGGGCCCCAUAUAGAAGGCUCAUUCUGCACUUCUAUAGAUACCAAUUAUGAUCCAAUUAUAAGCGUUAUAUGCGCGAUGUAUAUCGUUUUUGGUAUUGUUUACUCUCUUUUCGGUUAUCGAUGUUUUAAAGCAAGCAUGUUUUUGACUGGAUUCACAUUUGGUACUGCUGUUGUAUAUCUCAUCUGUCUUCAAGAGUACUUGAUGCCACCUUAUGGGAACGUCGGUGUGGCGCUAUGUGCCGGUCUUUUGUUCGGGCUCAUAACAAUGCUGAUCCAGUACGUCGGUCUGUUCAUGACGGGAUUCCACACGGGACUGCUGCUCGCGGUCGCCGGCCUCGCGAUAUAUGACCACUUCCUCGACCACAGACCCAAUACGUACUGGCUUUGCGUGGUAGUAUUGCUUUUAACUGGAAUAUGCUUUGCAGUUUUCAACCUGUACUGGAAGAAAGUUCUAACAAUAUUCGGUACUAGUGUGUACGGAGGUGCGGUUAUAGCCACUUCUCUGGAUUACUUCAUUGAACGAAUGGUGAUGUUAAAAUGGGUAUGGGAACGUGCAAAACUAGAGCCAGCUAUUCCGCCACCGUGUACCAUCUCCUGGCUGACGUUGGCCGCUUGGCCCACGGUGGCCAUAGUUGGCUUCACCGCACAGUGCGCUCUCACCGCCACGGGGAUAUACCAUGAAGAGAGUAUAAGCGCCCAAAAGCGUCGCCUUAAGGCGCAGCCGCCUCGCCCGGUGACGCGCGAGCAGCGCGCCGAGAUGAAGCAGCGCAAGUACCGCUACCUGUACCAGGUGCGGACGGCGCACGGUGACGUCAUAUCGCAGUCAUACGUGCAAGCGCUACAGAAGAAGGCACAAUGCGGCAACUGGGGCGGCAGCGCCGGCGGCGGCGAGUGUAGCACACUGCAGAGCGACUCCACGCAUCUCACUGUGCUCGCCGGCUCCGAGCACGCGCCGCCAACUGACUCGGACGAUGAUCUCAACCAGAUUCGCGCGCACUAGGUAUCUCAAAGACGUGCUCUUCAAGGGGAGUUACAUUUCUUUUCAUAAUUAUCCAGUAUUAUCCUAAGAGAAUUUCACUCUUAUAUUAUUACAUAAUUAUAUGUGUAGCUAUUAUAAUUAACCGCAUAUUCUUCGAUAUGAAUUUAUUAUUUGUAAGUUACGUGUAAGCUGUCGUAUUUAAAAUCUAUGAGAGGAUAGGUCGUUAGGUAAUAACAAUAUGAUUUCAAUAUAAACCUUCAGAUCUCGGUUGGACUUUUAAUUAUAAAGGCACUAAUUCAAGUCACUAAUUUUAAAUAAAAUUGGUUCAACUUGAAUAUAAUAGAAAAACUCAGUUAAUCGCCAAUACCUAGUAAUCUUUAAUUCAGACACUUGUAUAUGAUGAUGAUUUAUGAUAACAUAUUUUGGCGUUUUUAAGUUACUUACAUAUUGUACCUAACAACCUAUGUCUCUAGGUCUUAAAUUAUACUAUAACUAUUAAUUAUUCAUUCUCCAUCGAUCAUCUGUCCGAACAUUCGAGUAUUUUAUAUAUUAUGUAUUACACUGCAAAUACUGCCUAGAAUUUAGAUUAUACAUAUUUUUGUGACGAGGUGUUGUAACUCGAUUCAUCAAUUUUGUAUCGAUUUUUAAAUAUCCUUUUCUGUCUUCAUUUCGGAGUUAAAAAAAGGUCUUAAUUAUUCAUUGAGAUAAUAUUACUAUGGAGGAGACACCACGAACAAAAUCUGUGCGCAAUUUUUUUGCUCUAACUAAGAUUGAAAAUUAUUAUC
Molecule: messenger RNA, 2102 nt
Organism: Colias croceus (clouded yellow)
Lineage: Eukaryota; Metazoa; Arthropoda; Insecta; Lepidoptera; Pieridae
Product: transmembrane protein 198
Exons: 10
Coding region: 271-1338 (355 amino acids)
Cellular component (GO): plasma membrane
Source: RefSeq, a predicted model, not a curated record